AUCCAUACAGCCCAGCAGCAAGAUGGCGGAUAAGGAAGUAGCAGAAAUAGCCAGGCAGCCGAAAUAGCGGAGCCCGGAGGUAUUUUCUUCCGAAAGAAUGAUUGACACAUCAAACUAUGCCAGUCCCAGUCGUAAAAUCGAGGAGUUAAAGCCGGUGUCGCCAAAUGGUCAACCAGAAAACGAAUGCGAAAAUACAGGACGAAGCACGAGUGCUUCGCUUUAUGAAUACCUCUAUGGGGAGCUGCGAAGAGGGUAUUACUUAGAAAAUGACGAGCAGCGUUACGAAGAUAGGAGAGAAAAGUUUUACAUAUUCUUCAAAAUUCCCAGAGAAUUAGAAAAGUUCAUGCUGUAUGGAUUCUUCCAGUGUGCGGAUGCUUUCCUCUUUGUGUUCACGCUACUCCCCCUGAGGUUCAUGCUUGCUCUCUGGUUCCUGCUGGUCUACGCGCUCAAGACCCUGUCGAGCGUCUUCCUGAACGCCCGGGGCACUGCUCCCAGCCGGGUGCUUCAGCCAGCAGAGAUCUGCGACCUCCUCAAGGGCAUCAUUCUCGUCGCCGUCUGCUUCCUGGUCAGCUACGUGGACACUUCCAUGCUGUACCACAUUGUCAAGAGUCAGUCCGUCAUCAAGCUGUACAUCUUCUUCAACAUGCUGGAGGUGGCAGACAAGCUGUUCUCGUCCUUUGGACAGGACAUCCUAGAUGCCCUUUUCUGGACUGCCACCGAGCCACGGGGCAAGAAACGCGAGCACUUGGGCGUGCUGCCUCACUUGGCUCUCGCUGUCGGCUACGUCUUGCUGCACUGCCUGCUUGUGAUGCUGCAGGCUACCACGUUAAACGUUGCCAUCAACUCGCAAAACAAGGCCCUCCUGACGAUCAUGAUGUCAAACAAUUUUGUCGAGCUCAAGGGCAUGGUGUUCAAGAAAUUCGAGAAGAACAACCUGUUCCAAAUGUCCUGCAGCGACGUGCGGGAGCGCUUCCACUACGUCAUCCUGCUCUUUGUGGUCAUCCUGCAGACGAUGAAGGAGUACAGCUGGCAGGAAGAGCAAUUUUGGACUCUGCUGCCAGACUGCAUGAUGGUGAUGCUGGCAGAGGUUCUGGUUGACUGGGUCAAACACGCCUUUGUGACGCGCUUCAACGAGAUAUCAUACGAGGUGUACAAGGAGUACAUUACCAGCCUUGCGUACGAUUUGGCCAGCAGCAAGCUGAAGAAUGCGUACUCAGACCAUUCGGACCUGAUAUCCCGUCGGAUGGGCUUCAUCCCCCUGCCGCUGGGAGCCCUGCUGCUUCGCAUCAUAGGCGCUUCCGUCCAGGUGCGCGGCUCCAUGGGGCUGCUCAUCGGGCUCCUCGUCUACUUGUGCCUGACAGCACUGAAGGUGCUCAUCAACCUGCUGCUGAUGGGGAGGGCAUGCACCCUGAUUGAGCAGCACCGGCAGUCCGUCAAGGAGAAGGUCCCAGCCCCGAGGCAGUGCACGAGCCUGCCCUCAAGCAGGCGGGCGAGCCUGGACAACCUGCCCGGCACCCUGCUCGCGCCGUGCGCCCAGAGCGAGCCGCAGUCUCCGAGCCCGAGCAUCUCUUCGAGCCUGGCGGACAUCGCGGCCCAGGCGCAGCUCCUGCAAGACACGCUGCAGCCCCGCCCCAUCUUCUCGAACAGCGCGGUCAGCCUCAACGACCUGGGCAUCAACGAGCAGGUGUUUGGGGAGGACAUCGAGGCGAGGGAGGAGGACGCCUUGCGCAGGCGGCGCGACCGUUCGGUCAGCACGGGCAUCCUCCUCGGGGGACCUUACGGGCCCUCGACGCACCCCGUCCGCAAGGAAGCCGGCGACGUGCGCUUUGCCGAGGAGAGCUGACGGAGCGGGCCGCUUCUCUCCGGUCCCGCCGGUGCGUUCGCUCCACGGAGGACGUCGGACGGUGGUUACCUCUCUUCUCUUGGGCUGCACUCAACUCGGGGCUGCCUCUUCUCGACGUCUACGAGGGAUUGCAGCUCGAAGAACCGGCUUCUUUGGACUUUGCCCGGUUACCGCCGUCGUUUUUUCCAGUGCCUGUUCGGAGAUGCCACGGAAUACGGUCGGACCAGGUUACGACUCGUUUGGGGGAAAUCGGCUAUGCGACCGAUGGUCGUUGUUCGUGCCAUCGAUGCAGAGCUGCCUCUCCUGCCAAGCUGGAAAGCGACUGUGAACUGUCGCCAAUCUUGGCUCGUGGUCGUUUUAAAAGAAGUGAGGUUCCUGUUCUCUGCGACGCGGCUCGUCGACGAGAGUUGCUUUGGCUCUGUGUUUUGGGUUUUGCUUUGGUCCGACGACGCGAGGCAGCUUGAACAUUAUGCCACUGUACAAGUUGUAUGAAUAGACAAUGUUAAAGCCACGCCAGAAAGUGACUUCAAGGUGUCCCGCAGGAUACUUUAUGCAAUGAUUUGUGAAAUUUCUGCUAGAGUUGAACUUGUUUUCGGUCAAGCGUACAGUGCUUUGUAACCAGCCAGGCUGGUGCCACGUUUCUCUUUUAGAGAUAGUGCAUGAUGUGCCCUUUUGGGAUUGAUUCUGACGCUGUUUUGCUUGGUACCCCAUCAUUGGUUAGGCUCGUCAUUUCUGGAGAGAGUGCAUCAUGUGGCCAUUGGGGGUUGAUUCUGCUGCUUCCUUGUUUGGUUCCCUGCCAUUGGUUAGGCUUUUCAGUUCUGGAUGUCCUGGAGAGAGUGCAUCAUGUGGCCAUUGGGGGUUGAUUCUGCUGCUUCCUUGUUUGGUUCCCUGCCAUUGGUUAGGCUUUUCAUACGCAGUAGAAUCUCGAUGAUACAAAUCUUUCGCGGAAAAUAUUUUUAUCAUCCGAAAAUCGUAUCAUUUAAAACAGGCUCCAAGAAGGCAAUAAAAUAUGCGUACAUACUCUGUGACACCAGAUGACUCUGGAUGAGUAGCUUGUUUCAAUCCUGGAGACAGUGCAAUACCGCCAGUGUUGCACUGCUUCCGGGAUCGGCCAACUUUUUUAUUUUUAAAGUUUUCUCUAGCCUAGCCCCAGACGUGGCUAAAGAGCCUUGGCUAGGGCUAAAGUAGAACACCCUGGCCAUACCUUUCUAGCCGUGGUGACUAUGGCCCUGUGGCAGUCGCUAUUUCUCACGCCGCGGCUGCUGGCCGUGACUGCCGCUGCUGCACAAAGGAGUCGUUCUUAACCUCCUUGAGGUUGGUGCUUUUGUUCAUAUCAUCCACCGUGGCCCGAGAGAGCAUUCACAUGAUCCCUAAAUGUAGCACAUUACAGAUGAGAUUUCUCGCUCGGGGUUUUUAAAAACUUUUUGUCAUCCCGAAAUUCAGAUCAGCCGUGAUUUUAUCAUCGAGAUUCUGCUGUAAUGUUGUUUGUGCUGCCUGCCCUUUUUAUGGUCAUGGGCCAGUUUUAUGCAAGAUACAAGCUGCUUUUAUUUACGAAAAUGCAGUCAGUGUGCAGGCAAGCUGGUGGAAGAUUUACUAUGGUUACUUUAACACGGGACUAGGGCAGGAGGAGGAAAAAAAAUUUGACAGUGCUAGAAAAAGAAAUGGGAAGAGACACGUCUCUAACUCAGCUAAUGAUUUUAUUUAACCACCCACGUUAUACGCAGAUCGCCACAGAACUGUGGAACAUACCGUUUUUCAAGACCAAUGUGAUGUGGGUGUGGGUUCUGUGCAUUGGCCCCGAAAAAAUGGGAUGUUCCGCAGUGUGGCAUAGCAGAUCUGUGUAAGUAAACCGUCGUUAACUCGAAGUCGUAAAAACUAGAAAGCAAUUUGAGAUAAGCGAGAUACCGAAUUUGAAUUGCACUGAUUGCGCAUUUUGCGAUCAGUACAAUGUAUUUCCAACAAUCGCAGCAAUUAACUUGACGCUCACAGGGUGGGGAGAACAAAACGACCCCACCCAAAUUAUCACCAAGCAACGCUCGUAAGAUGGAACAGCAAAACCGGUAAGCAAAAACGAAACUGGAAAAAAAAAAGGAAAAGACGAGAGGAAGAUAACGUUGAGGGCAAGGGAGAGAAACUGCCAAGCUGGGAGAAAAAAACGAAAAAGUAAGACAAUAAACGUCCUUGAUGGGCACCCUGCUUGGCGCAUUGCCACGCGUAAGAGAGGACUUUUUUUUCCCCCGCAUUGGCUUGUGCGAUUUCUCGCAAUUUUGUUUUAUUUUUGUGUUUGUUUUCGGACUGCUGCUCCUUCCUCACCAAAUUUUAGGCCACCAGUUCAUUCUUUGCUGUGCCCUGCCUGCUUUCUUCUUUUUUUUGUAAUGUCCACAUUUAGAAAUACGAGGUCGUCCUGAAAGCUUUUUCGAGAUAAGCUAUGAGCAGAUGCAUUGUGUCUAUGGUAGUUGAUUCCAUGACAAGAAAAUCUUUCGACUUAACCGACAUUUUGGGAUAGUGAAGUUUGAGUUAAUGAGGGAAUACUGUACAAGGAGGGUGGUUAAAUAAAAUCAUUAGCGGAGUUUCUUUUUCUACCACCAUAAAAAAGUUUUUCUUCCGCCCCAGUUCUGGGUUGAGGUCGUCGCGGUGCUUUUAUUUAUCAUCUACGAUGCCUUGACGUCUGGCAUUUUGUUGCCAGUUUGGUGGGACUUGCUGUUUCCAUGAUUUGUAUGAAUACUAAAGCUAAAAAGAUAUUUUCACGACACUGGCGAACAUGAAUUUGUCUACGGCAGGAGCGACGAGAAAUGUGAAUGUUUUGACGAGUUUCUAGGAAUCGACAAAGUUCCUUCGUCAUGUUAUGUUUGUGCUACAGCAUGCAAUUUCUAGUCAUGAUGUACAUGCAAACAUGGGAAGGCUCGACUGUUCUGUGCCACGGUGAUAUCCCCCAGCUCUCGAUUUCUUGCUGUACAAAUGGAGAGAGGGGCAUUUUUUUAACCGGGGCUCGUUUCUCAUCUUGCCCCUGUAUGGCUUGACUGCCGAGGAACCUUAGCUGCUCUCCGCAUUGCUGCAAUCAACCCUGUGCAUGCCGGGGAGAAAACCUCGAGGGAUGGGCCUGUGAGAUGAGCAAACGUUUCGGCCUUUGAGAACCCACAUUUGAGUUGGUACUGCCGUACGCACGGCGCAUGGGCGUUUUUGCCAGCCAGGGUGCAACUUGGCAUUGGGUUGUUGUGAUAGCGGCCACCCGUUUGGAGCGUUUUCUUUGCUCAACUGGCACAGUCGGUUUCACUGUACUGCACGUGCUGAGGCGAGCCACUGAUCCUUUCACAAGUUGGAGCAAACGCAGUUGAUGUAUUGUUCUUUGUACAGGUAAUUUAGCUGGGCUUUUUUUUUUUACUAUAUUUCUUUUUAGUGAACAGGCUUAGCAGUUCAUUGCUAACAUUGUGGUCAUUCCAUCAUUUUAUGUCUAGAAGGUUCGGGUGUGGCCACGUACCCUGGCACGGUGCUGUACUCUUUUGCCAGUGUGAGAUAUGAGGCCUAACAUUUUAUGUACACUAAUUUUGUUUGCGGUUUAUUAACAGGAUCACCGAACCCCAAGACUCGGAUAUUUAUUUACGAGGGCCAAUUGAAAAGUAAUGAGACCUAUUUUUUUUAUUCAGAAUCGGCCGGCUCGACAGGCUCCGAUCAUUUUUGCUCUUCGAGGUGGCAGCCUUCACAUUCGAUACAUUGGUCAGAACUUUUCGAGAACAUUUCGGAGAAAUGUCGUAAAACGUUUUGCGACACCACUUUUUCAACAUUGUAGCUGCAACUUUGUUCGCUCCGUCGUACGAAGAGAACUUGCUUCCAUGCAGUUAUCUUUUUUUAGCAUUGGAAAUGGCUGCAGUUUUCAGGGCGAUAAAUCCGGGCUGUAUGAAGCCAUACUUUCGCAAACACGUCUUGUUCAUCCGCCAUGAUGACACUGCGAGGUGCCUUGCUGCAACACUACGCUAAAAAUGGUCCUGCUUCGGGCAUUCCCAAGCUUCGGAACAAGAUUGCCCAUCCACCUAAACAGCAGCAGUCUCAUUACUCGUCAAUCUUCCCUCAUGUCUACUUUUGAUAGAAUUCUUUUUAUGCUGCGUGUGCAUGCGUGUGUGCGAGUGCGUCGGAGCAGAUUUUGAAAAAUAAAAUAUUGCAACGAGAAAA
Molecule: messenger RNA, 6010 nt
Organism: Ixodes scapularis (black-legged tick)
Lineage: Eukaryota; Metazoa; Arthropoda; Arachnida; Ixodida; Ixodidae
Product: transmembrane anterior posterior transformation protein 1 homolog
Exons: 12
Coding region: 98-1843 (581 amino acids)
Biological process (GO): positive regulation of cilium assembly; maintenance of protein localization in endoplasmic reticulum
Cellular component (GO): endoplasmic reticulum membrane; ciliary basal body
Source: RefSeq, a predicted model, not a curated record